Molecule: messenger RNA, 3490 nt
Organism: Daphnia carinata
Lineage: Eukaryota; Metazoa; Arthropoda; Branchiopoda; Diplostraca; Daphniidae
Exons: 6
Coding region: 192-2669 (825 amino acids)
Source: RefSeq, a predicted model, not a curated record
GGCCGUCGAGUGAAGAUCAUUUCUGUUCGAGACGCAUUCACAGUUCGUGUGUAAGGAAACAGGCCGCUAUUUAUUACGUUCUCAUUAAGAAUACGUUUGCCUACGUGUUUCUCGCCUCGGGAUAAUUCCUUAACGUGCUUUUACAUCAACCAUCAUGGUGAAUUAAAGGAUUAUGGUGUUUGAGUCGUAGGAUGGCCGAAUGCUACGACCAAGAGCAAGAAGAUCGGUACCGUCUCGUGCAUCGGCGUUUGGCCUAUCGGCCGGCCCCACCUCAUCGGCCAGAUGAUGAUGAGGACGAACCACCUGUUGUUGCUGCCUCGGCCGCAUCGUCUUCUACUGGCACAGCCCACCUGUUUGGAGGAUCGUUCCAGUUCAUUGUCCAGGAGCAAGCCAAGUCGAUGGUGGCCAUCCAGGAAUUGCAACAGGAAGUCGGCAGUCUACUCUUGUUCCGGCAGGCCGUUUUAGCCGCACUUCCGCAUCUCCAUCAGCCGCAACAACAGCAGCCAUCCAACGCUCUACUUGCAGCCCAAGGCAACGCCACCAAAAUCAUUGCUGCGGCCAAUACAAGUGCUGCUGCUGCCGCUCCAACCGCCAAUAUUGGAGGACAGAGCUGGACUCGCCGGAAGCAACAACACUUGCAACAGCAGCAACAACAACAAUUAACUGGCGGGGGUGGCUAUCGUAGCCUGCAGGAUGGGUCAUCGGAUCAGCCGACGGCUGCCAUCACGUCCAGCAGCAGCAACAAUCCCGUGGUGGAUUCGGGUUUUAGUACAGAGGCCAGCAACAGCAACACGAGUCCGCGCAGCAGCCGAUUCGACACGGCCUCGUCGUCGGAGAUGACGAUGCCGCAUCAGCAGCAACAACAACAACAGCCAAUGGAGAAGGAACUGUUGCAACAUUUAGAGCGCGUCCAGCAACGAUUGGCCCGGCUCAAGAAAGACGAGGAUCGACUGCUGACUCUGUUGAAUUUGAAACGCGUGGUCAAUGCGACGCAGAGCGGAGGGACGGCCGCGGUCAAUGAAGACGGCGACGAGUUGUGGAUCCUAUUGGAGGAGAUUCAAUUGCGGAGUCAAGCGAUGCGCAAUUCGGCCGACGCCAAGGACGCGGUGAACAAACCGGAAGAGGCCGUCCACAGCCAUCAACAGCAAUCUUUGAGUCAUAAAAAGCGAGUCAGUUUUCAACAGCAACAACAGUUACUAGAAACAGAAGGCAGUCAUCGCGUUGUUGUCGCUGACUCGGUUGAUGUUCUUCCGUCGCCUGCGGGCAAAUUGUCGUGCAGCACUUUAUCGAGCAGUUCACCGUCCCGCUACCAGCCGCCCACCCGAGACCAGGUAGCCGCCAUCCUCAGGCUCACCAAUCCGGUGGAGCUGCAGCGCCAUCUGCUCCGCGCUCUGCUGGACAAUCAGACGUUGAGGGAGCAAGUGGAAAGCGGAAGAUGCGACGUCGAGUCACGUGACGUCCAAUGGCGCACGAAAAACCAAUUGGCCGUCGAACAGAUGACGGCGCUACGUGAUGAAAACGAAGAUCUGCGGUUCCAGUUGGAAGAACAGAAGAUCGAGCUGGAAGGUACGAAAGCGCGAUUGCGAAUGCUCAAUCGCGUUCCAUCGCCGUCUCCGCAUCAUCAUCAUCACGGAGCACCGGCCGUGACGAGUGUUCGCGUCCGCGCCACAUCGACGCAAACGGACCGACCAACGACCCUUCUCCUUCAUCAUUCGCCCGCCCCAUUACCGGCCAAAAGCGUGCACCAGUGUUGCAGCCAAGGCACCCAGACGACCGUGGCGGAAUUAUUGGCGGAAGACAACAACAAUAAAGUUGUUGUUGUCGCUAGUGGUGGUGGUGGUGGUGGUGGCCGGGCGUUGCCUCGAGUGGUUGACGCUUCGCCAAAACCUCAGAAAUUGGUGUCUAAAUUGGUGGACUUGGCUCACGGCAAUGGCGGGAAAGUGAACGGCUCGGGAAGUUCGUGGGGCGAUCCGGACGAAGAGCGGCCGAGUGUCGAGGGUGGCAGGCGAAGUUAUUCCAGCCGCAUUCCGACGCCCAUCAAGCCCACAGUCAUCCCGACGAACGCGGCCUCGACGCCGGCCGUCGUCAGCGUCAACAAUUACAACAACAACAACAGCAGCAGCAAAAUGGUGUCUGCCCUCGCGGCAUCAACUACUCCGUCCAAAAGAGAGCUGCCCGAUAUACCCGCCACCAACAAGAUGAUGAUGACCAAGUCUCCCCUCGGUGUAGUGACUCCGGUCAGCACGAAAAUCUACCAACAACGAGGCACCAAAUCCGAUCCGGCCAAUGCAGUAGUCACAACGAAGGUUCGUUUGCCGGUUGGAUCAUCCCACAAAUUGCGGACACGAUUGGCUCUGACGGAUUCGCUGUCGUCGUCUGAAGAUCAACAACAGCAACAACAACAACAUUCGGAUCAUCACAAAGUCGAAGAUUAUUACGACAGCAUCAACGCGAACAACAAGAAUCGCGGCAGUCCCAUGUACCAGGUGCAGCAACACCACAGCCCUGUUGACAGCUUGGAACGCUCACUGCCAUCUGUGGGCAUUCCCUAUAACUAUCAGCGCCGCGUUGCCGUCACUCAGCAACGUGAUAACCGCAGCUACAACAGCCAGAGCUCGGCCGGCAGCAGCACGACGCCCAGCAAUAGUCUCUCUUUCCACCACCCAUGAGUUCCUCUUUUGUUUCUUUUUUUUUUUCGUUAAUGAGAAAGAAAAAAAAACAAGUAACGUAACGUGUGUCUUACGAGACAUUAAUCUAAGAAAGAAAGAAAAAAACCAAAGUUCCACCCAAUCCCACCCCAAACUGACACCAACUAACCGCAGUAGAUCAACAAACAUGUUUGGAAAUUUCCUCCCCCUCCUCGCCCUUGCCAGAUGAGUUGAUGUGAUAUCUAACAAGAAAGAUGAAGGAAAAGAAAAAGAGGUGAAAAACCUUGAAAAAGAAAAUACUACAUUUCGUUUUCUAUCUUAUUUAAAUGUCCUUCAAUGUAUUCUCCCUAUUUGUCGUAUAAUAAUUAUACAUAGCGGUAUACCACUUGUGAUAAUGAUAUUAUGUAGCUGCUCGGACUGGGUUUUUUUUUCUCUCUUGUCUUUACAAUUUUUAUACCACCAAUCCUUAAUUAUAGUUUUUUUGGCCCGAAUUUGUUUUGUUCUGUGUGCAAUGACAUUGCUUCUCAAAAGCCUUGCCUGUCCUCUUAAUUUACUUUGUGUACUAUUGGACCCCAUCACUUAUUAUACAGAUAGUGGUGAAAUUUGCUGCUGACACAGGCUAAUACUGUUUAUGUUGGCUAAAACUACUUUUUUUUGUUGAUGUGUGCAUGUCUUAUCCUCCUGCCCCGUAUCAUGAAAACUCAAUCCAUGUGUAUAGGUUUCUCCAAUCAUUAUGUAAAAAACGCGCGCGCGGAUCUCCUCAAGUCACUUUGAAAAAAAAAAAUGAAGAAAAAAAAUACACUACGAAUUGGACGUGAUUUCAAUCGAAAAAAAAAAUGAAA